GGACAGGAAGGCGGAGAGAGAGCAGAAGAGACGCCGAGAAACAGCAGCUUUAGACGGCAUGAGCGGAGAGAAGAGCCCGGUGUGUGGUUCUCGGUGUUCCGGUCGCUUUCGGUGGUUACACUUCCUUGUUUUCGGCAGUGCUACUACACUCGAUGUUUUCAAUACAACAGGGAGCAGCUGCAGAGACUCAUGCCUACACACAAACGCAGAAUUACACAUGGGGUUUGUACUGUCAGUCUAUGAACCGGCUAUGGAGCAAUUAAAAUGAUAUGGCCACGGCCUGCACAUUGCUUACUGAGGAUCAGUUCCAGUGCUCCAUCUGUCUGGAAGUUUUCACCGAGCCUGUCACUAUUCCAUGUGGACACAACUCCUGCAAGGCCUGUCUCACCAGGCACUGGGAAGGCAAAGAUCUGUAUAAGUGUCCACUGUGCAACGAGAAGUUCCCCAAAGAUCUCAAACUUCGGGUCAACACUGGAUUCAGGGAGGUUGUCGAAAAUGUCAAGGAACUUAAUGCAAAAGCUGACAAUGCUUGCCCUGUGAAGCCAGGAGAGGUGCCAUGUGACUGCUGCCCUGAUGACAACCAGUCCAAAGCCUCUAAAACCUGUUUGGUUUGCUUAACAUCUUUCUGUGAGACACACAUAGAGCCUCAUCUAAGAGUUGCAGCUUUAAAGAGGCACACACUGACUAAUCCUGUGCAUAACCUGGAGGACCAAAUAUGCAAGAAACACAACAGGAUGCUUGAGCGCUUCUGCAGGAAUGACCAGACAUGUGUCUGUGUCCUGUGUACAGAACACAGCACUCACGAUACAGUCCCUUUGGAGGAAGCCUAUGUAGACAAGAGGGCUCAGAUAGGGAGGAAAAAGAAGGCGGAAGUACAGGAAAUGAAGCAUAAGCAUGGAAAGAGAGCUCAUAAGAACAAGAACACGAGUCAAGGAAAAGCUGAGGCUAUGGAAAACAAUACAGUGAUACAUAACAUGAACAAUCCUCAGACUUGGGGGAUUCAAGACCGUUUUGGCAGAGUUGCUCUGAACGGGGUCCUUCCUCAAUGGAGAUGCUACUGUGAGGUUCAGGCUGAAGGGGGCUCCAGCGAGGACCCAGCAGUGGAGGGAGAGUCGAUGCAAGGGGUAAAGGUAUUCAUAGCUAAACCCAAGGAUGGAAACUGGAUCAUAAGGGCGGGAUCUCUGAAAAACGUUAUGACUCUACAUCGAGUGCCAGUGUAUCUUUUCUGCAGUCCAACAUCAGGUGAGACCUGUGUACAGAGGCUGCAACAGCAGGUUGAGAGGUUCAAAGGAUGGUCGCAAAAUCCAGAUAACGACUUCCGCUUUCGUUGUAUUUUUUAUUUUUUAAAUAUUUUUUUAAUUUUAUUCUGUGGGAUUGCAAACCAAUAUUUAAAUCAUGACAUUGGAUAAAAAAAAUAUUCCUGCUACAGUGGUAUGAAGGGUUACAACAAGCAUCUCCCUCCAGUGACAAACUCAUCUUUCACAUAUUCAAAG
This is a messenger RNA of Gymnodraco acuticeps, 1493 nucleotides long. RefSeq names its product E3 ubiquitin-protein ligase TRIM47-like. The record is from RefSeq and is a predicted model, not a curated record. Lineage: Eukaryota; Metazoa; Chordata; Actinopteri; Perciformes; Bathydraconidae. The transcript has 3 exons. Bases 270 to 1409 code for a protein of 379 amino acids. Gene Ontology annotation, molecular function: zinc ion binding.